AUGGGCAGCACUGCAACCCCACAAGAGCACCCUGCCGGCCGUUCAUCGGGACCACAGCCCGGACAGAGCGCCAGUGGUGGGAGUGAGAGCAGUGCGGCACACAGCAGAUCAGGGAGUUUCGGGCCCCUGGAUGGCAGGGCCAGCAAUCCCACGUCCGCUGGCUCCCAGUACUCGGCGUUGUCAUUUGCCUCACAGUAUGGUAUCGGCUCAACGAGGCCACAGGGUACACCAGAUCCCGUCAGUGCUGUCGGCUCGCUCUACUCGAAUGCCAGUGAAGGCGGAGCCGGCAUGGAGCGGGAAGGCAGCUUACAUGGCCUGGAAGCAUUCGACAAGCUUACCCUCGAGAAGGCCAGGACACUGGAUGUGGAAGAUCUUGAUGACGAGGGUUGGCGAAUUGCAAGUCUGGAAAAGCGAAUCGUAGAGCUGGGCAGCCUUGGUGAAGGUGCCGGCGGAGCUGUAACGAGGGCUAUGCUCAAGGGUGGAAAGACUGUCUUUGCGCUGAAGGUAAUAACAACCAACCCUGACCCAGAUGUCAAGAAACAGAUUGUGCGAGAAUUGGGUUUCAACAAGGAAUGCGCGUCUGAGCAUAUCUGUCGGUACUAUGGAGCAUUUGUUGACCCGCAGACUGCCACCAUCUCUAUUGCGAUGGAGUUCUGUGAGGGAGGUUCUCUGGACAGCAUCUACAAGGAGGUGAAACGCCUCGGCGGCCGAACAGGCGAGAAGGUCUUGGGAAAGAUCGCCGAAGGCGUCCUCCGCGGCCUGACCUACUUGCACAGCAAGAAGAUCAUUCAUCGUGACAUUAAGCCUUCCAACAUCCUGCUAUGCCGCAAUGGCGAGGUCAAGCUGUGCGACUUUGGCGUGUCUGGUGACUUCGGUACCAAGGGCGAGGCAAACACGUUCAUCGGCACGAGCUACUAUAUGGCUCCUGAGCGAAUCACAGGCCAGAGCUACACCAUCACUUCUGACGUCUGGUCCACGGGUGUAACCCUCCUGGAGGUUGCACAGCACAGGUUCCCCUUCCCCGCGGACGGUACGGAGAUGCAGCCGCGCGCUGGGUUGAUCGAUCUCUUGACGUACAUCGUCCGGCAGGCGAUCCCGAAACUCAAGGAUGAGCCUGAUGCGAAUAUCUUUUGGAGUGAUAACUUCAAGUACUUCAUUGAGUGCUGUCUCGAAAAGGAGCCGAGCCGCCGAGCCAGCCCAUGGAGGAUGCUAGAGCAUCCUUGGAUGGUCGAGAUGCGCUCCAAGCGUGUCAACAUGGCUCGAUACCUCGCCCAGGUCUGGGGAUGGGACAGCCAGGAAGAGACCAAGGCGGAAUGA
Messenger RNA from Phaeoacremonium minimum UCRPA7, 1317 nucleotides. RefSeq names its product putative map kinase kinase mkk1 ssp32 protein. The coding region runs from base 1 to 1317 and encodes 438 amino acids. The transcript is spliced from 3 exons. Gene Ontology annotation, molecular function: protein kinase activity; ATP binding. Lineage: Eukaryota; Fungi; Ascomycota; Sordariomycetes; Togniniales; Togniniaceae. Gene Ontology annotation, biological process: protein phosphorylation. The record is from RefSeq and is a predicted model, not a curated record.